Messenger RNA from Anoplophora glabripennis (Asian longhorned beetle), 952 nucleotides. RefSeq names its product ATP synthase lipid-binding protein, mitochondrial (gene ATPsynC). NCBI's taxonomy places the organism in Eukaryota, Metazoa, Arthropoda, Insecta, Coleoptera, Cerambycidae. The record is from RefSeq and is a predicted model, not a curated record. The transcript has 4 exons. The coding region runs from base 126 to 545 and encodes 139 amino acids. Gene Ontology annotation, biological process: proton transmembrane transport; proton motive force-driven ATP synthesis. Gene Ontology annotation, molecular function: proton transmembrane transporter activity.
UGCGUAUUCUGCUCCGUUUUUCUCAGAUUUUAUACUUUUCGAGCAGCUAACUUGCCCAUCUGCUUUUACCGACACUGUUCUGUGGCUCUUAAGUUGCACCAAACUUAAAUAAAACCAAAAUAAAGAUGUUUGCCUGUGUCAGAUUGAUUGCCCCUGCUGCCAGAAGCGCCCUUGUCGCAAAUUCCAAACAAUACUUAAGGCCAUUGAGCAGUGCAGUAGCCCAGAGUCAGACGCUUGUACAGAAUGUGCAACAGCAACACAGACAGCCAGCUCUUCUCCCUGCCAUACGUAGUUUCCAGACUUCCCCAGUAUCCAGAGAUAUUGACUCUGCUGCCAAAUUCAUUGGCGCUGGAGCUGCCACAGUAGGAGUAGCUGGAUCAGGAGCUGGUAUUGGAACAGUAUUCGGUUCCCUCAUCAUUGGCUACGCCAGAAAUCCAAGCCUAAAACAGCAACUCUUCUCGUACGCUAUCUUGGGUUUCGCCCUGUCUGAGGCCAUGGGACUGUUCUGUCUUAUGAUGGCCUUCUUGCUGCUAUUCGCCUUCUAAAACGGUCAUCGCCAUCAAUUCACAACUUUACCAUCAUUUCCACAACUCGUUACGUCAACAUCAUGUAACCUACGUUAUACAUUCAGGAUAUCUUUAGGACAUUUAUUUCACAUUUAGCAGGGCUCUGUACGAAUAUGUGACCAAUUGAUUUAUUUCCGGCGAGAGACUUUGGGCUUACACAUCUAUGCGGUUACCGAUUGGCACCUAUUUGUAAAGAGUUUUAAUUUUGCUGUUGGUCUAGGAAAGUGACACAAACGCGUAUUGUACAGUGUUAGAAUGAAAUUAAUAAUAAAACCUUGGUUGGGUUUUUUCAAUCGAGGCUGUAUUCGUUCUUUUUUUUAUGUCCCGCCCUUUACAGUCAGUGCUGUUAUUAAUUAUUUUUAAGGAAAUAAAUUGUUUUAAUUUUA